CCGCUCCUCCCGUAACGUUUCUUCCUCCCAUUCCGUUUCAUACUCAGCCGGCCGUGGAUUCCAAACCUCUCUCUCAGCCAUCACGUCACGCCUCUCUCUACCGCCACUCUUCUCUCAGCCUCUCUCAGUCGCCGCCAUCACGCAGCAAAUCGGAGAUCCCAUUCGCUCGCAGCGUCCACCUCUUCAUCUCGUAUAGCUCUGUCUCUGUCUCUCUCUCAGCGAAGUGGCAAAGAUGGAUGCAUCAACAGUGUUAUAUAACCAGCUCAAGGCAGCAGAACCAUUUUUCUUAUUAGCGGGUCCCAAUGUGAUUGAAUCCGAAGAGCACAUUUUCCGGAUGGCCAAGCACAUAAAGCAUGUUGCAACAAAAGUUGGAUUGCCACUGGUUUUCAAGUCAAGCUUUGACAAAGCCAACCGUACAUCCUCAAAAUCAUUCCGUGGUCCUGGCCUCACUGAAGGCUUAAAGAUCCUUGAAAAGGUUAAAGUAGCAUAUGACAUCCCUAUAAUUACAGAUGUGCACGAAGCUAGCCAGUGUGAAGAAGUUGGUAAAGUUGCAGACAUUAUUCAGAUUCCUGCAUUUUUGUGCCGCCAGACAGAUCUUCUAGUUGCAGCAGCCAAGACUGGAAAAAUUAUCAACAUUAAGAAAGGCCAAUUCUGUGCACCUUCAGUCAUGGUAAAUUCUGCUGAGAAGGUUAGACUGGCUGGAAAUCCAAACGUGAUGGUCUGUGAAAGGGGAACUAUGUUUGGCUAUAAUGAUUUAAUUGUUGAUCCGCGCAAUUUGGAGUGGAUCAGAGAAGCUAAUUGUCCUGUUGUUGCUGAUGUAACACAUGGAUUGCAACAGCCUGCUGGGAGAAAGUUGGAUGAUGGAGGUGUAGCCAGUGGUGGUCUUCGUGAAUUGAUUCCGUGCAUUGCAAGGACAGCAGUUGCUGUUGGAGUGGAUGGAAUUUUCAUGGAGGUACAUGAUGAUCCUUCUAACGCGCCGGUUGAUGGUCCAACUCAAUGGCCCUUGCGCCAUUUGGAGGAACUGCUGGUAGAGCUUGUAGCAAUUGCUAGGGUAAGCAAGGGGAAGCAACGCUUCAACAUUGAUCUCACACCCUAUCGUGAUUAGAAGACUUGAAGCUACACUAUUGGUAUACGCCUGUGUUCAAGGAAUACAUGUUAAAGUGAUAGCUAGCUCUGUAGGGGGUGACAUUUUGCCACACCCACUGGAUGAGCUGGUGAUAAUGUUUGUGCAGACCAGGAUCACAUAUGAGAUAAGAUGAUGUCCUUCGCCGGGCUAUGCCAUCAUUUAUUUAUCAUUGUAUUCAUGAAUUCAUAGCAGUUUGAAGGGUUUAUGAAAUAAUUAUUUUUGUUUUCUUCAAU
This is a messenger RNA of Prunus avium (sweet cherry), 1359 nucleotides long. Its product is annotated as 2-dehydro-3-deoxyphosphooctonate aldolase 1. NCBI's taxonomy places the organism in Eukaryota, Viridiplantae, Streptophyta, Magnoliopsida, Rosales, Rosaceae. Gene Ontology annotation, biological process: biosynthetic process. The record is from RefSeq and is a predicted model, not a curated record. Gene Ontology annotation, molecular function: 3-deoxy-8-phosphooctulonate synthase activity. Gene Ontology annotation, cellular component: cytoplasm.